Messenger RNA from Lytechinus pictus (painted urchin), 8663 nucleotides. Its product is annotated as dual specificity mitogen-activated protein kinase kinase 4-like. Bases 402 to 1499 code for a protein of 365 amino acids. NCBI's taxonomy places the organism in Eukaryota, Metazoa, Echinodermata, Echinoidea, Temnopleuroida, Toxopneustidae. The record is from RefSeq and is a predicted model, not a curated record. Gene Ontology annotation, biological process: protein phosphorylation; MAPK cascade. The transcript has 12 exons. Gene Ontology annotation, molecular function: ATP binding; JUN kinase kinase activity.
CUCUCCUGCUGCUGUAAGCAGUUCGGAGAUGAUGAUGACGACUUUGCUUGCCGAAGACUUCAUCUGAGAUUUUCAUUUAUAAUUUCUGCUGCGUUUUACCGAUAUGAAUACCAUAUUUUGCGACAGGAUAAUUGGAAUAUAACCUUACAAUUGGAAGAUACUAUAUAUUCAUCUCUAAAACUCAGAGAGAAUUUUGUUUCUGUACGAUCAAUCCAGCACAGCACCAGCCGGGCUAUCUGGAUCUAAGUUCUGCGGGCAUUCGGCGAUUGUGGAGCGGGUGCCUGUCCGUGUGUGUGUCAUCUCGCAGCCGAUGAGUAAUCGGGGAACCGGAACGUAGUCGUAGCUGCAGAGCCAGAAAUUCUUUCGCACCAAGUGACAGCAGGUUGACAACCGAUAAAAUUAUGGCGCUGGCAAAUAGAGAUGCUGAACCAGGAAGGCGUGGUCUUUCUCUGAAGUUGAAGAUACAUACAAGUACACCAAACCUUGUAGAGAACCAAACAGAUUUUAACAAUGGACCCAGUCAGGAGAGGGAACAGUUAAAUUCAAUGAGAUCAAGAAGCAUGGAAUCAAUUGGAAAGUUAAGCAUAUCCCCUGAUGAGACGUAUGAGUUCACAUCAGAAGACUUGGAUGACAUGGGAGAGAUCGGAAGGGGUGCUUUUGGUUCAGUGAACAAGAUGUGGCAUAAACAGAGUCAAAGUAUUAUGGCUGUCAAGAGAAUACGUUCAACAGUAGAUGAGAAGGACCAGAAGCAGCUCCUCAUGGAUCUGGAUGUUGUAAAGAGAAGUGCUAAUUGUGUCUACAUCAUUAAAUUCUUUGGUGCUCUCUUCAAGGAGGGAGAUUGCUGGAUUUGUAUGGAGCUUAUGGAUUCUUCUCUUGAUAAAUUCUACAAGUUUGUGCAUGAAGUCCAAAACACAUUUAUACCAGAAAAUAUCAUGGGAAAGGUUGCAUAUGCGACUGUAAAAGCUCUAAAUUACCUAAAGGAAACCCUCAAAAUCAUUCACAGAGAUGUGAAACCAUCAAAUAUCCUCUUAGACAGAGGAGGCAACAUUAAAUUGUGUGACUUCGGAAUCAGUGGUCAGCUUGUAGACUCAAUAGCAAGAACGAUGGAUGCUGGCUGUAAACCAUACAUGGCUCCUGAGAGGAUAGAUCCCUUCCAAUCAAGACCUGGUUAUGAUAUCAGAUCAGAUGUAUGGAGUCUAGGAAUCACAAUGUAUGAGGUAUCAACAGGGGAGUUCCCCUAUCCUAAAUGGAACAGUGUUUUUGAGCAGCUCUCUCAGGUCGUCAAAGGUGACCCACCAAGGUUGAAAAACAGUGACAAGCAUUGCUACUCAGAAGACUUUAUUUCCUUUGUCAAUAAAUGUCUUACAAAGGAUGAGAAGUACAGGCCAAAGUACAAGAAUUUAUUAGAGUACAAAUUCAUCAAAGAAUACGAACACGCCAACAUCGACAUCGCAACCUAUGUCUCAGAGAUCCUCCUUGCGAUGAGUGGACAGAGUUGAGCCAUGCUGUUAAUUUAAUAGACUUUCACUGUAUAUCAGGAGAAAACUCAAAACAGCCAAACAUCAUGCUCUUUGAUAGUGCUAUUCUUCAUGUGUUUCACCAUAGGACUCUCUAUGCGUGGGACUGUUUUGAAAGGAGUCUUCUGAUCUUGGGAGCGUUCACAUGGCGUUUUAAAUGGGACUUUUAAUGGGACUGCUUCACAGUUCAGUGCUGAUGAGAACAAAGGGUUCUGUGGGAACAUUGCUGUUGUUCUUUUUGUGCUUUUUUAUUGUGUUUGGGAUAUUACAUCUAAAGUUUCAUUUAUUUCCCUCCUUAAAAAUCAAAACAAUUUUGGUGAUUUGCUUGUAAGUGAACAUAGCCUCGUGUUGCCAGCAACAAGGGUGACAGUAUUAAGCCUUUUGGUCAUGUUCUUUAACUCCCACCAUCAUCCAGAUUAAAUGUAAUUUUGCCAAAAGGAGUUUGAAUAAGCAAGAACUUGAUCUGUUAACUGCCAAUAAAAUGGGUGCCCAGUAGGUUGCAAAUCCAAUAUGAUAUGCUGAGUAAUUUGAGCUUGGUUUCUCUUGUUGGAACGCUCCCCAGGGAGUAGAGAAAGUGCGGACAAUGCAUCUGGUUAAGCCAGGUCUGAUGACCAGGAAAUGAUAUAUCUGUAUACCACCUAGCAAAAAUCAUCCCAAUACAUUGUGGAAGAUAAUUAUUAGGGAAAUUCCAUAAAGUAUGUACAUGUACAUUCAACCCUACAUGCGGGACCUUCAUGAGAUCAUUUGUAUUUUGUACUUCAUAUAAAAUGAUUCAAUGCUCUCAAGUUUUCUUGGCUUAAGUAGUUCACGAAGUGGAAUAAUGAUGGAAAAAAUGGGGGUCAGACAUGCAAAAUGGUUGAUUGAUUUAAAAUGGAAUGGCCAAUUAUGAUUUCAAAAUGAUCUUGAGUGGAGCAUUUGAUAAAUAACUGUCUUGUAAGUGAAUUCCACAGACAAAAUGGAUCUUCACUAGAGGAAACCUGUCUGAAAACUACAUGAGGAAAGACAGUCACAAAGCUGGUAUCCUCUUGCGUAUUGUCUGCCGAUUGUAUCUUAUGAAGUUCUCAACCAGUCUCUGGGGUGUUUCACAAAGAUAUUGGCAAGUUAAAGAUGGCUUUAUGUGUAAAUGUCUGUAAGUAUGAAUAAAAAAAUAUGCACUAAAGGAUUCUGGAUGGUAAUUGCUAAGAAAUUAGCAACAUAGCUUGGCAUUUCAGUCAAAUUUCAGAUUUUUUCCAGUCAAAAAUAAUACACUGUCCCACAUGUGCUUUUCUGUGGUGUCGAUCUUCACUUUGAUCAUUUUCAGCUUAGAUUUCAUGAUUUCACAGAGUUCAGUCUAGGUAAGAGUACAGAUCUAUAUCUAUGACGAUAAAGUGACAAUUUACUUUGGUUUUACAGACUUUCUCAUAAAAUCAGUGUUCAUUGCAAUAUCAUUAAUGUAUCUUUAAGUCUGAAGCUGCUUUUGAUUUCUGAAAUUAUUUAUCAAAUCUAAUUAGUGAUAUAGGAAAUGUUAAAACAGGAAAGCCAUUUCCAGUUUCAUUUAUGGUCUGAGCAGUCUAUUUUUCAAAUCGCUUGCCCAAGUUUGAUAUUCCUUUAUUAAAUAAAGUCAUUUUGCAAGAUUCCUGUCAUCUUGCUAUCAACUGACUUCUUUUGAAUAAGACUUGACAGUAAUUGAUAUUUAUUUGCCAGAACUUGUGCUUCUAAAUUUAGCUGCAUAUCGAUUGUUUUCUGUGCAUAUGUACGUGUGUAUAUGUGUGUGAGUCUCUCUCUCUCUCUCUCUCUCUGUUUGUUUGUAUGACUGUCUGUAUGUUCCAUGCACCAUUGUGGGGGUUCAAUGGGCACAAUGAAAAAAAAACUUGUUAUUAAGUAAGCCUCCUUCAUGUAUGUCAUGAAAAAGCUCAACAGAAAUUUCUGCAGUGUUUAAACAUUGAAAGACAUCUUACUUGUUUUUUGCAUUAUAUGCAUCAACUCUCAAAUGAUGAUUUGUUCAAACUGUGCAGAAAAAAAUUGCUUUUGACAGUCUCAUCCAUCCACAAUGUGGUUUGUGACAAAAAUACUCUGCAUCUUUAACAAUUUAUCUGAUGCCUCAUGUCCUGCCAAUUUUGUAAUAAUAAUAAUAUACAGUUCUUGUAUAGCGCAUAUCACAAUUAUGAAUAGUAUCUCUAUGCGCUUCCAAAGGACUUGGAUAUUAUUACCCCAGCUGUAGCUUGGUAGCCGUAAUUCCUAAGAUUACAGCGCACACGCAUUUCAAGGAAUAAAUUCCUGCCAGGUACCCAUCCACCUCACCUGGGUUGAGCGCAGCACAAUGUGGAUAAAUUUCUUGCCCAAGGAAGGAAAUUACGCCAUGGCUGGGAUUCGAACCCACGACCCUCUGUUUCAAAGUCCGGAGACGAAUCCACUGGGCCACAACGCUGUACAUAAAUGUUGCUCAAGAUUUCAUAUGACAUCGUAGUAAAGCAAAGUAAAACUCGAGGCAAGAUCUCAAAGGUUUUUGUGCAAAGGAAACAUGAAGUCAAGGUAUGCAAAAUAAAUCACUGUAAUAUUUGAUUGUGCACAUGUUUUGUUGCUUUGUGAAUUUUAGCAAACUUUAUUUAAAAUGAAUAAUUUUUGGGCAAUCAUGGUUACAAUGAAUUAAUUGCAAUUAUGAUAAGCUGCAUACAGUGUAUGCCAAGUUGUAAAUGUUCUAAAGGGAGUUUUGCUGCUAUCAAGUGUGAAAUAUAUGUAUAUCUGCCAUGUUUUUUUAUUACAACCAAGACGAAAGGAUUAGUUAGUGUAAGUUUCAGUAUUUGUAGUCAUUAUCAUCAUCAUAAUGAUAUAAACUUGAAUUGCCACCACCAUCAUCACUGAUAUAAUAAUCACCAUCAUCAUCAUCAUCAUUCCCACAAGAACCAAACUUUGCAUCAGCAUACAUAUAGAUUCAGAAUAUAUACUACUUUAUGAUGUAUAGGAGGGUUUCUUUCUGAAACCAUGUUUGAUGUGUAAAACCAGAAAAAAACUGUAGUAUGUGUGAUGCGUUGGUACUUUUCAUACUAAAUCUCAUUUUGCAAAAGAUGCUAUUGUAUAAUUUCACAUGACAUGUCUCUGAAUUCUUAUGGUUUUCUGUAACAACAUGGAAAUCUGCUCUCAUUUUCAUGUUAACAUGCCAUAUUGCCAAAGUUAUUUGGGUUUUUAAGGAAAGUGACAAUUAACCAAAGCCAAUACCGCGAGUGCUCUUUGCAAACACUCAGGAAAAUGUCAUAAUGUCAUAAUGUGCACUCCUGACUAGUUUCAGCUGUUUCUAUUCAAAUGAAGUCUAGAUAGUAGGUAUUAGAUGAUGGUUUAUUUUCAGUUGGUCUAAUAAUGCCAAUUCAUCCAAUUGCCAACUCGUCUACUAUCAUUUGGUCUACCCUCAAUUUGUCCACUAUCCACAUGGUCUAAUUGCCAUUUCGUCCACUCUCCAUUUCAUCUAAAAACCAGUUGGUCCAAUAGCCAUUUAGUCCAUGUACCAUUUAGUCUAAUUGGACUAAAUGUUAAAUUGGCAAAAUGAAAAUGAAACGAAAAUGGGUAUUAGACUAAAUGGUUGUGAGAUGAAGUGGUCAUAGGCAAACUGGUGAUUAGAUAGAGUGAUUAUUGGACCAAAUGGUUGCUAGACGAAAUGUUGAUGUACUGAAUGGCAUUACACUAAAAGAAGGUAGACAAUGUGAUGGGUGGACGAGUUGGCAAUAGACAAAUUGGCAAUUUACCUUAGAUGAUAUGAGGCCCAUCGCAGAUAGAGUUGCUAUUAAACACAAUUCUAAAAAAUCAAACUAAUCAACUAAUCAGAAGUGCCCAUUCGGUAGUUGCAUUUGAUUUUUUUAAGUUGCAUAUCAAUCCUUUUUAAAAAUCAAACCGUUGGAUGUCAAAACUAUGUUUAUGCAAUAGUUUUGAAGCUUUGUAAUAUCUAAAUAAGAAUACAAACAGUACUAUCCACAAAGUAUUGUCAGCUUAGGAAGUGGCUUACUGAUGAUCUACUUUUGAAAAGUUUUCCCUACUUCAAAUAGGAUUGUAUAGAUAGUCAUGCAUUGGAUAUUAGCUUCCUAGCUAUUUUUCUUCUUUAGAAUAACCCAUUUAGCUAAUCUUAAGGAUAGCAAAAUCUGUCAUUGAGUAUUGUCACCUGCAACAACAGAAACCCAUUUAUUGCAAUAUCAGUAUUGAUAAAAUAGCAAAAUUUAUAAAUAUUCUGGGGAAAUUUAAUGAGAUAAUGUGAAAUUUUAUAUCUAAUGCAUUUAUAAUGUAUUACAAAGUCACUGGCUACCAAUUAACUGGUAUUUCUUGUUGCUGAAAAUGAAUUUACAGAUUGUAAAAAUGCUAAUAAUAUGUUUGGUAGCAUGGUAUUACUUAAAUGUAAGUUACCAGUGGACUUUCUUUGUUUAAAGUGAACAGUGUUAGCUUGAACGUACAUAGGAAAUAUGAGAAUGGUUCAAUGGAGAUAGAAAAUUGUGAGAAUUUGAUAUUUUUAGAAGAGAAUCAUGAAUUUCAUAGGUAAUUGAGGAAUAGGAGUGCAAAAAUAGAAUUUACAUGUGUGAGUGUUUAAUCGUGUUUGUGGACUCUGAUGCCAAACUAAUACAAAGAGAAAUGGAGAAGUGAGGCCACUAGCUUUUUAAAUGUAUAUUUGUGCUUGAAAAUGCAUGGAAUCAUGCAAUUUGAAUGGAUAUUUAUUGCUUAGAAUUGUGUUUUCCCAUGCUUUGGAUAUGACAAAAGUUUUUGUUUUGUUUGUUCAUCAAAAGCAUAAAUUCAUGAAAUGUGAAAAAUCAUGCCUUCUCCUGUUUUGUUCAAUCACAAAUUUGCCAUACUGUCUUUACGUGCUGGGGAAAGACGGUGAAUUUGUAAAAUUGAUAUCUUGACACCCCCCCCCCCCCCACACACACACACACACCCCACCCAACAUGGUACUUUGAAAAUUGGGUUGUUUUCAGUUUUCUUAUAGUGAUGAUGAAUGGAGCACAUUUGUAUUUUGGAAGGCUGGUCAUGUGUGACAUUAUUGAAGUGGAUAGUUUGAUGAAAUAUCUCCUCAGCCCUAAGAUUCAUUCAUUGAUUUUUGUUAUGUUUUGAAAGUUACCUUUUUAAUUUGCACUUGAAUGUGCAGUGAUUUCACUCUUGCUUGUGUCAUCUGUGAAAUGUUGACUCUUAUUCUGAUACUUCCUUCUGUUAUUUUUAAAUACAAAAUAUGAUUUAUUAUGAUCAAUUUUCUGUUUGGAUAUUAGUAUCUUACAAUCAAGAAUUACGAUUUGUCAACUGGACAUAUGAAUGAAUCAAGAACGGUUCAUAUCUGAUCCUGGAUGCUAUGUCAGAUUUACUGGAAUAAUGCUACAUUGUAAUCGACUAUAUAUCUCUGAAUGAAUCAAUUUAAUUCAGCUUAAAUCUGAGUUGUGUUUUUUACCCCAGAAUAAUUGUUUCAAACUUUCAUCUGGAUUUAAGAGACUGAAUUAGAAGUGUUACAGAAAAAUGAUGUCCCUUUUUUUUUCAUUGUUCAUCGGUUAAUCCUAAAUUUGCUUGCCUUGAUCAAACAGGAUGUGUAGUGUCUCUCAUAUGUUUAUUAUUGCAACAUAUCUUGAACUGCAAGAAAAAGCAACAUCAUAAUGGGCAUCUUGAAAAGUUUGUCACUUGGGUAUCUUCCCAAAAGUCAGCGAUGCAUCUUUCACAGAGGUAUCCUGCAAGCACCUUUUUAUCACUUAUCCUCACAUUCAUAAUAAACAAAAUGUGGACUUUGUGAAAGCUGCUAUGAAGAUCUUCUGUGAAUCCCACUGUUACAGUGACUCUUCUGCAUUCACCCUCAUUUUGUCUAUUAUGAUUGUGAGGAUUAGUGAUUAAGAGACUUGUAUGAUUCCUCUGUGAAAGACGAUGCACUGACUUAUGGUAAGGCGCCUUACAAUGGGUAGACAGACAAUCAGAAGGGAUGAAGGUAUUUUUAUAAAAUGUUUUUAAGAGAUUUAACUCGCAUUGAUCAGUAUUCUUGUGGGUCUGCUUUUCUGUAAAAAGGAGUCUGUAUAUUGUUUGACCAUAGACUAGUCUAUCAAAUGGAAAAUAUUCAGUUUACACAUUUUAGUUUAAAUGCAUAUCUAUUGCGCUUUACAUUCAUGAAAAUUGUUGCAUCUGUCAUUAAUUCAAGAGCACUUGACGCUCUAUUGUCACACCUUUCUUUAUUCAAGCUUGAUGUUGGCAUCAAACUUGUCAGCAUUUAAGCCUGUCUAGAGGUUCGGUUAAGGUCCAAUAAUGGAAAUUAUAUUGGAAUAUCUUCUGAUUUAAUUUUAUAAAAGUGUUUGACUGUUAAACUUGUAUUCUUCCAUUUAUUUUUAUUGAAUGUUUGAAUUUGUUUGAGAAUGUUUAGCAUCCUCUCUUGGUAAUGUUCUGGUUUUAUUUUCAUAUCAGAAAGUUUAAACGAUCUUACCCUGAGCCUUUUAAUAUAAUAUUUCACAUUUGAGAAGUGGCCUCAUGCUGAAAAGCAAAAUAAGCUGUUAUUUUUAUUUUGUUCUGGAUCUCGACCCCUCCAAAAAGUAAUUCAUGUGAAAUCGCAUAAUACAUCCAUGAAAUAAUGACAGCCACUUGGGGAGGAUUUACCAAAACUCAAAUAUUAAAAGAAUAACAUAAAUUGUUAUUUGCAAAGGGAUAUUUUUUUCUUUAAAUAACUGUAGCCUGUUUCAUAAAGAGUUGCAAUUAUGGUUACUUUGAUUCUGAUUGGCUGCUGGACCCUGUUACCAUGUUACCUCGCCUUAAUGACCGAGUUACAGCUGUUGUCGUUUAUGAAACAGACCCUUGGUCUAUGGUCAGACCUAAAUGGAAAGCAGACCCCAAUGUUUAUAAAUAUACAUGUAUGCUAGAAGAAAUCAUGUAAUUUGUCUCCUAUGAACUUGAAAGUAACUUAGUAGAGAAGAAUAGAUAUUUGAUACAAGAAUAUUAUCAAAGAUGUUGGUUGUUUUUGUGUUUUAAACAAAAUAUAGAGAAGAAUGUAUUUAUAUAUUAUCUAUAUGACUGUUGGAUUAUUGUAUGUCUCGUUAUAGCCAUAUUAUUUUGGUUCAAAAUGGAAAAUGUGAUAUCUGUUGUAAAUGUUUAUGAACUACUAAAAAGCCGUGUGUGUAAUGAUUUGUUCUGUUAUACUAUCACUGAACAUUAAAAAUGACAAAUAAACAAUGAAAA